Molecule: messenger RNA, 2793 nt
Organism: Cuscuta epithymum
Lineage: Eukaryota; Viridiplantae; Streptophyta; Magnoliopsida; Solanales; Convolvulaceae
Source: the annotation of a GenBank genome assembly
UCUUAACUCUCAACUCUCACCAGCCAGAUAAAAAACUCUCAGUCUCAACUUGCCAAGGUCCUAAACAGAAAUGAGGGUCCGGCGACUGCAUGGUUCACAGCUGCCGGAGUGUGGAGCUUAUCUCGAGUAGCCUCCACAAAGCCUCUGCAUGCCUGGCCGGGCCCCACACCUGUCUGAUUCAUAUCCGACUCGUGAUUCUCCGCAAUUGACCAAGCGCCGCGAUUUCUCAUAGUUUUGGCCCGUCAGUGCUUCACAGUAAUGGAUUACUCAAACGAUGGAAAUGCUGCAAAACCAGACGAUCAAAGUGCUAUCAUGCCUAAAACUGAGGCUCUUGAUUAUGAUUUGCCAGUUGAGAACAUGAUUCCAAAACCUGUAGGGGACGAUGUUGCUAGUUCAUCGGGAAGCAAUGUGAGGUCGUCCUUGCUUGCAAUGGGUUUUUCACCAUCACUUGUUGACAGAGCAAUUGAAGAAAAUGGUGAUGGCGACGUUGACUUAUUAUUGGAGACUCUUUUUGCAUAUCCGGCUCUUAAUAGAUCAGACUCAUCAGAUUCAUUGGAUAGCUUGUUUGGUGAUGAAAAGGACCCAGUCAGUGCUGCCCAUCGUGGUACUGUGCUACGUAUAAAAGAGGAGCUUGAUACAUGUGAAGUUAGAGAUGAAAAGAAAGAGUCUUUGUUAGCAAUGGAUUUUUCUUUAGAUGAAGUUGAGCUUGCAAUGAGAAAGAUUGCAGGCAAAGACGCUCCUGUCACUGAACUGGUGGACUUCAUACUCGCUGCUCGAAUUGCUGGAUCUUUUGAAAGAGAAGAUGCCAAAGAAAUUGACCAGGAAUGUGUCACUGAGGUAUUGUUUGGGACCAUGGACAAGACACUCAGGUUGAGCGAAAUGGGCUUCUCGGAGAAUGACAUUUCAAAUGCGAUAGAAAAGUAUGGUUCUGAAACCCCUCUUGAAGCGCUUGCAGAAUCAAUUGUAUUUAAUAAGAAUCCUAACAUCUACAUUAAAAGGGAAGAAGAGUAUUUCCCGACACCUCGCUUAAACAGUUUAAGUGCUCGAAGCAGUUGUAGUCCUAUGGGCAGUACAAUGCAUGAUGUGCACUCCACUGGUCAUAUUUUUGACCCACUAGCCGUUAAAAGAGAGGAGCCUAGCCCAGAGGCUCAUUACAAGUCCACACGUACGGAGUUUCUGCAGAAGUUCAAAGGAAAGCGGCCACAAACAGAAUAUAUCAAUAAUAAUAAUAAUAGAACUGAUAAUAAUAAUAAUGAUACAAACAGUUUGAAAAAGCCAAAACAAGAGUAUGAAGAAGGGCUGCUAGAGUGGGAGGAAACUAACUUCCGCCAUUCUCCACUGUUUACUGGAUCUAACACUUCUAAAAGAAGAGUUCCCGAUCAUAAAACAAGAAUAAUGAUGGAAAACAAUAUUGCUGCCACACCAAGAAUGGCAAUGCCUAAUUCGUGCAGGAGCCUUGAUAGCAUGGUGGCUAAACCCCCCUAUUUCUUUUAUGGAACCAUCAUGAACUUAUCUCAUGACACUUGGGUCAAAAUCUCACAGUUUUUGUAUGCGGUUGAACCUGAAUUUGUAAACACUCAAUAUUUCUCAGCCCUCAAUCGUAGGGAAGGAUAUCUGCACAAUCUUCCGACUGUAAAGAGAUCUCACGUUCUUCCAAAACCACCAAUGACCAUUCAGGAAGUGAUGCCCCAAACAUCGAAAUGGUGGCCGUCAUGGGAUACAAGGAAACACAUCAACAACAUCAACACAGAGAUGGACGGGGUCUCCCAAGCCCGUGAAAAGAUCGAAAGGAUUAUAUCCGAUUCCAGAGGGCUUCUUACAGCCGAGAGACAGAGAGACAUCAUUCGUCAGUGUCAGACAUUGAAUCUUGUUUGGGUUGGGAGAAACAGGCUAGCCCCAAUUGAGACUGAGACCAUAGAAAAUAUCCUUGGGUACCCGACAAACCACACCCGAACUGCUGGUUCCACAUUGGCAAACAGGCUCCAGCUGUUGAAAAACAGCUUUCAGACAGAUACAUUGGCAUAUCAUCUCUCCACCUUGAAAUCUUUGUAUCCGGAGGGGUUGAGGAUGCUGUCUAUCUACAGCGGGAUUGGUGGGGCUGAAGUUGCUUUGCAUCGGCUUGGGGUUCAGCUGAAAGUGGUUGUGGCUGUGGAACCUUGUGAGACAAAGCGAGGGAUUCUUAAAGACUGGUGGGAGAGUUCAGGGCAGAGAGGGGAGUUGGUGCAGAUGGAGGAUGUGCAGAAGCUAGCCAGUAAUAGGAUUGAGAUUUUGGUCAAGAAGUAUGGUGGAUUUGAUGUCAUAGUAUGCCAGAAUCCUUGCACAUAUGAUCUGAAAAGCAGUGUGGUUGUCGACUCUGAUAGUGCCGCAGGUUUAGAUUUCUCAAUGUUUUAUGAGUUUGUACGUGUCGUCCAACGAAUAAGGAGUAGGAUGGACAGGAACUGAAAACCGCUUCUUCCAGUAUGUGAAAUGAAAAUGGCAUGUAAUGCUGUACUCAAUAACUUGUAUUGUGUUCUUUAAUUUGUAUUUGUAAUGUAGGUUAUGUCAUAGGGCUGAUUAUUUCAAAUUCUAAUCAGCUGGUGGUAGCAGUUGUAUUGGAUGAACAUUUGUAUGUAAUAAGGUAGAUGGCCUCUGCAGGAGGGUUAGGAAGGAGGUAACAAGCCUUAAUUGAUAAUCCUUCCUUGGUAAUUAUAAUUGUAACUGUAUUUGAAGCCCUAGGGGGCAUAGCUCACUAGCUCAGUAUUCAAAAGGUUUUCCAAAAACUUUUUUCUAAAUCAGCUCCUUAUUGGACUCGGG